This is a messenger RNA of Aspergillus sclerotioniger CBS 115572, 1077 nucleotides long. Its product is annotated as NAD(P)-dependent alcohol dehydrogenase. Gene Ontology annotation, biological process: D-sorbitol catabolic process. NCBI's taxonomy places the organism in Eukaryota, Fungi, Ascomycota, Eurotiomycetes, Eurotiales, Aspergillaceae. Gene Ontology annotation, molecular function: zinc ion binding; L-iditol 2-dehydrogenase (NAD+) activity. Bases 1 to 1077 code for a protein of 358 amino acids. The transcript is spliced from 3 exons. The record is from RefSeq and is a predicted model, not a curated record.
AUGGAAGUCCUCCAACAAAAGCCCACGAACUACGCCAUCCACACCAGCCCAGCCCAUGAUCUGCGGCUGGUAGAAUGUGAAAUCCCCAAGCUCGCACCAGAUGAGUGUCUAGUACACGUACGCGCGACUGGUAUCUGUGGCUCCGACGUGCACUUCUGGAAACAUGGACACAUUGGACCGAUGGUCGUGACCGGCGACAACGGCCUCGGCCAUGAGAGUGCCGGAGUAGUCCUGGACGUCGGCGAGGCCGUGACGCGCUUCAAACCCGGCGAUCGAGUCGCCAUGGAAUGCGGUGUCCCUUGCUCCAAAGCCACCUGUGACUUCUGUCGGACCGGCCUGUACCAUGCCUGCCCGGAUGUGGUGUUUUUCUCGACUCCUCCACACCACGGUACGCUACGCAGAUACCAUGCUCACCCCGAGGCAUGGCUACAUAAGAUCCCUGACAAUGUGUCCUUUGAAGAGGGCUCAUUGUUGGAACCAUUGACGGUCGCGUUGGCGGGAAUUGACCGAUCGGGAAUGCGAUUGGCUGAUCCUUUGGUCAUCUGUGGCGCUGGGCCAAUUGGCCUCGUUACUUUGUUGGCUGCUAAUGCUGCGGGCGCUGAGCCUAUUGUUAUCACGGAUCUUGAUGAGAAUCGUCUCGCAAAGGCGAAGGAGCUGGUACCCCGUGUGCGACCGGUCAAGGUGGAGAAGGGCGAGAGUUCGUUGGAUCUCGGACAGCGGAUUAUAAAAGAGCUUGGGCAGGAAGCUAAGCUUGUGAUAGAAUGUACGGGUGUGGAGAGUAGUGUGCAUGCUGGGAUUUAUGCUACACGCUUCGGAGGUACCGUCUUCGUGAUUGGCGUCGGCAAAGAUUUCCAGAACAUUCCCUUUAUGCACAUGUCGGCGAAGGAGAUCAACCUCAAAUUCCAAUAUCGGUAUCAUGAUAUCUACCCGAAGUCGAUCAGCUUGGUGGCUGCAGGCAUGAUUGACCUGAAGCCUCUUGUGUCGCACCGGUAUAAGUUGGAGGACGGGCUACAGGCGUUUGCUACUGCUAGUAAUCCCAGUUCCGGGGCCAUCAAGGUGCAAAUUUUGGAUGAUUAG